Cydia fagiglandana is the source of this 1712-nucleotide messenger RNA. RefSeq names its product mitochondrial import inner membrane translocase subunit Tim17-B-like. The record is from RefSeq and is a predicted model, not a curated record. Gene Ontology annotation, cellular component: TIM23 mitochondrial import inner membrane translocase complex; mitochondrial inner membrane. The transcript is spliced from 4 exons. Bases 159 to 656 code for a protein of 165 amino acids. Gene Ontology annotation, biological process: protein import into mitochondrial matrix. Lineage: Eukaryota; Metazoa; Arthropoda; Insecta; Lepidoptera; Tortricidae. Gene Ontology annotation, molecular function: transmembrane protein transporter activity.
CUCUGCCACUGAGGACUGAAGAGUGGUAGGGUUUUCAAUUUAAUAAAAUAUUAAUGCGGAGAUUUCAAAAGUAAUUACUUUGCUAUAACGCUCAACUAAAGAACAAACCUUCGCGCAAAUUUUAUUAAAAUUCCAUAAAAAUAGAAAAUUGAUACAUAAUGGAUGAAUAUUCACGAGAACCCUGCCCGUGGCGUAUUUUGGACGACUCCGGCGGCGCUUUCAUCAUGGGCGCCAUCGGUGGAGGAAUAUUUCACUCAAUAAAAGGAUUUCGAAAUGCACCAGUCGGAUUCAGCCGAAAGAUGCUUGGCAGCUUAGCCGCAAUCAAGGAGCGGUCACCAAUAGUAGCUGGCAACUUUGCAGUAUGGGGUGGCAUGUUUUCCACAAUAGACUGCUCUCUUGUAUACAUGCGGCAGAAAGAGGACCCUUGGAACUCUAUUAUGAGUGGCGCAUUGACUGGUGGAAUACUGGCUGCAAGAAAUGGAGUACCAGCAAUGGCGGGCAGUGCACUAGUGGGUGGGAUCCUGCUUGCCCUCAUAGAGGGUAUUGGCAUCAUGUUCACACGCCUCUCAGCAGAACAGUUCAAGCCUCAACAACCAAUAUUUGAAGACCCCUCAAUUCUGGGCCAGAGUCAGGGACAAGGGCAGUCCUUCCAAUAAACUUUUGACAUUUCUCAUUGGUUAGUUCUCAACCUCAUGAGGCGAGGUUUAGUCCUUGUGUUCAGCAGUGAAUGUACCUAAAAUUUAACUGUACAGUUUCAGUACAAAUGUGAAAAUAUUGAUUACAAAAGUAAUUCACUGAUUCAAUCAUCGCUUGACAAUUUCGUUCUUUCAUAAAAAAAUAAUCAUUCAUAUUUAAUUUGUGUAUGUACAACUGUUUUAACUGUACAGUUAAUUUUGUUUUGCUAAUAAAUAGCAAAGUUAAUCUUUUACUUUAAAACAAAAAGAGGUUUUAAUUUAUAAUGUGAACAGGAAGCAUCUGUGAUAUUUGCAGUCCAGUACUGAUUGCUACUAUGUUUGCAUCGCGGUGAGAAACUGGUGUUAAUGGUAAAGUUGACCCUUUCACUGUUCAGUAAAAAUGUAACUCAUCAAAGUAAUGAACACUUUCAAUGCUCCAUGACUAAUACAAAAUGAACAUGCAUACCAUGUUCUUGGCAGUAACUGCCAAUUGGUACUCAACACAUCAACUGUUGAUGUGUUGAGUUAAUCUAAAGCCUUGUGUACUUAUGUCUAGUCUAGACAAUUCAUGCAUAAAGGGAAAGGUUAUACUUUCUGUAGUUUGACAAAUCUAUCAGGACAUUUGAUUCCAAUCUGUUUUCAUAUAGAUGUUUUUUUUUUUUGUUUUCGUACAGUCGUUUUUAUGUUUAUGUUGGAAAUAACAGUGGGACCUCAUAAUUUACCAGUAACAUUUUUGUUUUUCAUUAGUUUUUAAAUUAUUUCAUAGUAUGAUGUCAUAGUCACUUUCUAUAUUUUAUUUGUUUCCCAUAUAUUUGAUUGUGACCUCAUUUUAGAUGUACCUGCCAUUAUGUGAAUUGAAGGAUCUUCCUCCAGUCUAAUGAAGAAAUAUUUGUUCCUUUCUUCAGGCUGAUACUUGUGAUUCUAUUUCACAUAGGUAAAUUGAACAUGGACAAUAUGCUAUGAAAUAUUUACCUACUUUGUGUAAUCUUGGUUGAUUAUUAAGAUGAUUUAAAAAUAAAAUAAAGUGGUUUAAAAAUA